AGAAGCGUCCUGCGUUGCCAUGGAAACGGGGCCCAGCGGAGGUCCUGGCGGCCCAGAGGAGUCCCACGAAGUUUGCUCCCCGGGACUACUGGUGUUCGCCGGCUCCUUGGAACAGGAUGUCAACCUAGCUAAGCAGUUCUGGAUCUCGGCGUCCAUGUAUCCCACUAACGAGAGUCAGCUGGUGCUGUGCGGAAGCAGCAGUCAGCGGCUGCCCGUGACAGGGACCUCUAAGAGCAAUGUGUCUGAUAAAAAUCAACCCCAGUCUUUUCGCCUUGAGGAUGGCAAGGAAAAAGAUUUCAUUGCUGAAGUCAUAAAGAUUCAGAAAUCUGAGGAGAAAGAAAAGUAUCUUCAAAAGGCUAAAACGAGAGAAGAGAUUCUCCAACUCUUAAGAAAACAAAGAGAAGAAAGGAUCUCGGUGAGCCCAAUAAAAGAACUAAUUUCUCUUCCUUAUAAACCAAAGGCCAAAGUACCCAAAGCAAAGAAAGUGAUAUUAGAGUCAGAUAAAGAGGAACAAGAAGAAGUGAAAGCCUUGAACUAAUUUGCUUGACACAUGGUAGAAGAUGGUUCACUAAUAUCUUCAUUUGUGAAACAACCUACUCAUACAUCAGGACCAUGGGAUCACUGAAACAUUUAAAA
Microcebus murinus (gray mouse lemur) is the source of this 636-nucleotide messenger RNA. The record is from RefSeq and is a predicted model, not a curated record. NCBI's taxonomy places the organism in Eukaryota, Metazoa, Chordata, Mammalia, Primates, Cheirogaleidae.